AGUCUGCGGAAGGCCCAUGGCGACGUCUCUCUGAAGAACAAGGCGGGGGUGUCGCCGAGUUCAUCGAAGUGUUUCAUCAACUUCACUGCCUCAAUCUGGUUCGCCAAUACACUUGCCAUGAUUCGUACGACUGCAGUGGGGAAGUGCCGUUUGGCGACACCCCAGCAAUGCUACGCCGCCAUGUCGACCAUUGCAUUGAGAGCAUUAGACUCAAUCUAAUAUGCACUGGAGAUGUCACGCCCUUCUUGGUUACACUUAAUCCUAAGAACAAGCUUGGGGAGUCAGCGGAUUUUGAGACUCUCCACAAGUGUCAGAAAUUUGUUAAGUUGGCAGAGUGGUCAAAGACGCACGUGGCAAGUCACAAACUGUUUAGGGUAGGUCACAGACAACCGGCAAGGCCCAAGGCCUUGUCUGAUCAUUCCUACGGAGUCGAGACAUGAACGGC
This is a messenger RNA of Colletotrichum navitas, 445 nucleotides long. RefSeq lists its product as uncharacterized. Lineage: Eukaryota; Fungi; Ascomycota; Sordariomycetes; Glomerellales; Glomerellaceae. Gene Ontology annotation, biological process: mycotoxin biosynthetic process. The coding region runs from base 168 to 440 and encodes 90 amino acids. The transcript is spliced from 2 exons. The record is from RefSeq and is a predicted model, not a curated record.